Molecule: messenger RNA, 156 nt
Organism: Suillus discolor
Lineage: Eukaryota; Fungi; Basidiomycota; Agaricomycetes; Boletales; Suillaceae
Exons: 1
Source: RefSeq, a predicted model, not a curated record
AUGACCUUUGCAUCCAAAUCCCCCACUGCCAUCAACCAAAUCAUCUCUCAGCUCUCUCAGCACUUCAAACUUUGUGACCUUGGUCUCACCACUCAACUUUUUGGCAUUAAGAUAGACAGAGACCAUCCUAGUUGCACCAAAUCACUCUCACAGCAU